Messenger RNA from Trichomonas vaginalis G3, 696 nucleotides. Its product is annotated as protein of unknown function, DUF4106 family. NCBI's taxonomy places the organism in Eukaryota, Parabasalia, Trichomonadida, Trichomonadidae. The record is from RefSeq and is a predicted model, not a curated record. Bases 1 to 696 code for a protein of 231 amino acids. The transcript has a single exon.
AUGGCUGCACAACAACAAGAACUAGAUGAGAAGAACCCAUUCUAUGAGUUAGUUGUCAUUUGUAGUACUUCUGGUCAAUUUGACCAAACCGUCAAUUCGUUCAAAGAUAUUAUAAAGAAGUCUAAGUUAGUAUGUAUAAAAGACUCUGAGUUGUUAGAUUGGAUAAAGAAGUACCAAAGAAGAGUUUUGAAGUAUAAUGCUAUAAAUGAGUAUAUAAAUUCUAAGUUUAAAGACCCAAAUGAGGAAAUGCAGAGAAUAUUAGACAAACACCACUUCAGAAACAAACAGAAAGAGAUAGAAUACAUUUCGAAGAAAUUGCAAUCUUACGAUUGGAAGACAUACCCUCAUAGGUGUCUUCUUAUCUUAGAUGACUUUGCUUCUCAUCCUUUGUUAAAGAAUAGAGAACAAGAUAUGUGUCGAAUUCUUAAGAAACUUAGGCACUUUAACAUCUCAGUCGUAAUAUGUGUACAGACAGCAAAGAGUUUAAGUAAGGAUGUUAAAAGAAUACUUACUGACAUUAUACUUUUCCCCGGAUUGUCCGAAGACGAUUUCAUGGAACUUAUGAAAGAGUCCAUGGCAGGUAAGUUUGACAGAUAUGAACUAUGGGAGAAGUAUAAAGUCAUACAAGACCCUCAUACUUCUUUCAGAAUUCAUAUCUACGCAAACAAAGUUCAAAUUGUAAAAAGUCAAGCUUGA